AUGCGCUUGCAAUCCAAUCCUUCUAACCAUAGCAGCACUCAUGAACUCAAACAGUUUUCUGAUUGGUUACUAGACAUAGGUGAUGGCAAACUUGGCCAACCUAACAAUGUACAUUGCGAAAUCACCAUCCCAGAUGAGUUUCUUAUAAUGGUUUUUGAGGAUCCUAUCCAAGCAAUUGUUGAUGCAAUGUAUCCAGAUUUAUUACAAAACUACAACAAUGCAGAUUUCUUGCAAAAGAGAGCUAUCCUAGCCUCUACAAAAGAUGUUGUUGACAAAAUAAAUGACUAUGUCCUGUCUUUGAUUCCUGGUGACGAGAAAGAGUAUUGUAGUGCUGAUAGUGUUGACAAAUCUGAUGAACUACUCAAUCCUGCUUUUGGAGUACUAACACCUGAGUUUCUUAACACCUUGAAAACAUCAGGGAUACCUAAUCACAAGCUAAGAAUCAAGAUUGGUACUCCCAUCAUACUACUCCAAAAUUUGGACCAGGCAGAUGGUUUAUGCAAUGGAACUCGAUUAAUUGUCACCAAACUUGGAACCAAUGUAGUUGAAGCAGAGGUAAUAGCUGGACCCAAUAUAGGUCAUAGGACAUACAUACCAAGAAUGAAUAUGUCUCCUUCCGAUUCUCCAUGGCCAUUCAAAUUAAUUAGAAGACAGCUUUCAUUCAUCGUUUCAUUUGCAAUGACUAUAAACAAGUCUUAA
Glycine soja is the source of this 699-nucleotide messenger RNA. RefSeq lists its product as uncharacterized. The record is from RefSeq and is a predicted model, not a curated record. Bases 1 to 699 code for a protein of 232 amino acids. Lineage: Eukaryota; Viridiplantae; Streptophyta; Magnoliopsida; Fabales; Fabaceae. The transcript has a single exon.